GUCGGAACCUUGGUCAAGACUUGUGGAUAAUGCAAAAACGGUAAGCUUGACUGACCUUUGAAUACACACUAGGCCAUGAGAACUGCUAAUCUCCGGCUUGAGAUAAAUUAGCGUGUUUUGCUCAGCCAGAUCGUACGAUCGCGUUUUGAGGACUCUCCAGCUUCCUACCAUUAUCAACCACAUCUACGCCUUCCUGCCAGAGCUCCUUGAAGCCAACGUCAAGAUGUCGAGAAAAAGAUUCAACAGAGAAGGAUUUCUGGUCCUUGACGACGGCAAGACCUUCUUGCCUAUUCAACGAUCCCCUUACGACCCCACACCUUCAACACAAUCAGAUGUCAACUUCUUCAUAUCGGAAUUAAGUGCACUCGACUUCGAAGCUCUUGGAGUCGAUGAAGUCAAUAAGAUGACAAGGAAGUUGGAGAAGGAAAUCCUGGUCAUCCCUUUGGGCUCCAUUGGCUUGAUCGAUUAUUACAUAUACUGCGACAUCUUCCUUCCAGGAUCUUUGAACGGUCAAAAGAACAGCGAAGGCCGUGCGCAUGUCAGAGAGAGUCUGAGGAACCUGAAGUUCUUUAAGCUCAAUGGAAACCCAGUUCAUUCAUCUGUGCUUGUGCUCCCGCUUGGCCGACUCUACGCGUCGCACCACCACCACCAGCAUUUUUUGCAGUCUCACUGGGUCAUUGUCCUUGAUAAAACACAGCAACUUUGGGCACUAUAUGCCGACGGAAUUGAUAACGAGGAUGCUGUCAAAGAGACGAACGGAAGACCUUACAGAUACGAGGAGGCGUGGGACACAGCGUUUGGAGCCGAUCGAGCUGAUGGCGAGAAGGUUGUCUUGCUUGGCUCUUUGAAGGACAUUCCCUUUAAGGAAGGUGGACGAUUGAACCAAGUCAAAGUUCAGGGUCGCUCGGAGUGGUCGACUACCCUCAGCAACUUCGAUCUCCGAAAGCCUAUGCUCUCUCCAAAUAUCGUUGAGAGCCAUCUCCGCCGGGAUAUUCGCCUCAUUAGCAACCCUGGAAACUCCAAAACCAAGGCCAGAAACAUAUUCGAGUUGGAGCACGAAUACGGUUAUCUCAAUUUCUGCGACGACGUGCAGCGACUCAAUGAGCCAAAGGGUCUAAUUGUCGGACGUACACUGAUGGACGCAGCCUGGUGCAGACUGGUUGUACAGUUCUUCAAGGCUUCUAUCGUUGGACGCACUGCUCUUGGUAUCCGUAAAUGUGUCAAAUCAUUCCACGAUGCCAUCAUGCAGGGCCAUGGUAUAUCAGCGCAGAAGUACUGGUAUAGACAAGCCAAUGAUUAUCCGGGUCUUAAUAUUUCCGAGGGUUCGAGCAACUACUGGGACUGCGGCCAUAGAGGCAUGAUGUGGUGGAAUAGUCGUCCCGGAUCAUCGGAUAUAUCUGUGCGACACAACGCACCCCUUCAGAAGUUUCUCGUCGCCUAUGUUAUGAAGGAUGAUGCCACAGAGAAUGAGGAGCCUAUGAGUCUUGCUGAGGCAGAGGAAUAUGGCUUGGUCAAGCUUAUCAACGAGUAA
Mollisia scopiformis is the source of this 1531-nucleotide messenger RNA. RefSeq lists its product as uncharacterized. NCBI's taxonomy places the organism in Eukaryota, Fungi, Ascomycota, Leotiomycetes, Helotiales, Mollisiaceae. The record is from RefSeq and is a predicted model, not a curated record. The transcript has 2 exons. Bases 224 to 1531 code for a protein of 435 amino acids.